AUGGCGGGAGACUCGUCAUCAAACGGCGCAGUCGCCCAGCACGUAGACUGGUCGGCCCUCCGAGCCUACAUUGCCGGCAAGGAAGCUUUCGAGGCAGAACACGGCCGCCCCGCCCCGCUCACGGAUCACGAGGUCUCGGCCAUUGCCAUCCUCCUCCGUCCGGCCCCGCGACCGGAACCGGACUUGGGUAAAACGAACUGGCUUGGCCUGUUGAAUCAUUUCCAACAAGUCAGAAACCAAAAGGUAACCUUCACCGACGAAGCCCGCCAGGAACAAGGCCAAGGCAAGGCCAAAGAGCUCCGCUGGGCCUGCUCAGCAACCUUUGACAGCACCGGCGAUGUCUUUCCCCAGCCAGGCUAUGGUAUGGAAGCCGGCGAAGACGUCUCCCGCGGCGGUGUCGGCCCGUCCUUUCCUGGCAAGAAGGACGCGAAGCAGUGGGCCGCCAAAGCAGCGUGCGAAUGGCUUGCUGACAACGGGCACAUGAUGCCCUCGGGCGAUCUGCCAAAGUUUCCCAAGCCGUUCGCUCCAGCUGCCGGUGCUGCGCUUGCUGUUGCGGCUUUUACUUCUACUUCGGCUCCUGUUCCUGCUUCUGCUUCUGGUCGCGGAGUCUCAUCCGGGUCAGUCCUACCCUCCAAGAGAUCUCCGCCGAGCUCGCCGCCAACAGAAAGCAGUGCCACCGCAUCAAGGAAGAAGCAGGAUACAAACCAACCCCCAAAGACAUCUCCAUCGCCACCAGCUCACGCACCCAACUCUACCGCAAGCAACAGCAUCAUCAGCAGUCUUCCCAGUCACCAAGCACCGCCACCCACCAAUCCCGUCAAGGCCCCGAAACCAACUCUCCCCCUCAACGUGACAGCAUCACCAGCCUCUGCCGCUGCCCAAGACUCAACGACGACAUCUACGGCAAGCACACCCUCCCUCGGCGGCGCCGGCGUCCCCAUCACCACUACCGGCGCCGCCACAGCGCAGUCUCAGGUUCCCACGCCGGCAAUCUCUCCUGUGCCAACCUCAACACCGGCACGGGUAUCAACACCUACAACACCAGCACAAGAAUCGGCAACGACGACAUCAGCAGAGAAACGCGUCCGCGACCUCUGCACACAGCUUCACUUCCCCGUUCCGCGAUACGUCUUGACGACGGACCCGGCACUCGAGGACUUUUGGGACGGUCGCGCCGACUUUGACGGCGACCCGCGGAUCCCGGACGAUUUGGGCACCGUUCGGCGGGUGUUGCACAAGAAGGCUGCGAGGGAGAGGAUGGCAGAUGCGAUUGUGAUUUGGUUGGAGGGAGAGGUCGAGAAGAGGGAGAGGACGGCUAAGCUUCUGCUGGGAAAGUGA
Messenger RNA from Colletotrichum fioriniae, 1338 nucleotides. RefSeq lists its product as uncharacterized. The record is from RefSeq and is a predicted model, not a curated record. Lineage: Eukaryota; Fungi; Ascomycota; Sordariomycetes; Glomerellales; Glomerellaceae.